AUGGAAUCAGACCCUCCCCUCCCCGUCCCGAUCUCGUAUAUCGCGGGUAGCUACUUUCUCUUCUCCAUUGAUGCCGUCACGUAUCUGAGACGCGAGCACCACAUCUGCGGCGUGCUCACCGGCACCCUGCCGCAGAUCCCCCAGCAGAAUGUGUUUCUGGGGUUGCCGCUGAAGCUGAUGCCCGAGGAGGCGCGGCUGCUGGUGGACAACGGUGUAGCAUGCAUUGUAGACGAGGUAAAAGCCCAGCGCGAGGGCAUGCGCGCCCUCCGCGAGGCCGACCGCCAGAAGUAUCGCCGCGAGCUAGAAUCCCAGGGCGCCCACGCCAUGCGGCUGCAGACCAACCGCAAGGAGCAGCAGCGCGAGGAGGCGCUGAAGCGGGUAGAAGCGAAGAAGACGGCCGCUAAGAAGAAGGCUGCUGCUGCUGCUGCUGCCGCCGCCGCCGCCGCCGCCGUGGGCGAGGGUGAGGAUAAUAGUGCUGCUACAGGGAGCGAUGAGCCCGCAGCCCCAGAUACUGCUCCAGCUCCAGCUGAAGAUACCCUAAUGGCUGCCACGACCACCUCGAUAACAUCCACAUCCACGCCCACAACCACCACCACCACCGCCCCCUACGGCACAACAAUGGGCAUCACCCCCGCCACCUCCCACCCACCACUCCCGUACACACCCUCACCCUCCUCCUCAACCGUGCUCCCCCCGCCCACCGUGCCCCCCUCCUACCCGCUCUUCGCCCACCUCCACGCAGAGGGGUACUACCUCUCGCCCGGCCUGCGCUUCGGGUGCCAGUACCUGGCGUACCCCGGCGACCCGCUGCGGUUCCACUCGCACUUCCUGGUGGUCGGGGCCGACUGGGACGAGGAGCUGGAUCUGAUGGCGGUCGUGGCCGGCGGACGGCUGGGCACGGGCGUCAAGAAGGGGUUUCUGAUCGGCGGGGCGGCGGAUGAGUCUGGUCUGGGGGAUGCGGGGAGUGUACGGACGUUCAGUGUGGAGUGGGCUGGGAUGUGAACUCUUGGUAGUGGUGUUGAUAUUGUGGAGGGUUUACGGUUCGAUACUGAUAUGUAUUGAUGUGGAUGCUUAUGGUGGCUUGGUUGCAUGCGCCUGUCUCUUGUGAGGAAUGGGGUGAGGUUAGAGCUUGUGCUGCGCUGCGCCGUUGUCUGUCCGCUUCGAGUUGAUUACUUCCUCCUGGUGAUGGGUGAUGGACUUCUCUCGGGGGGUAGAGAUAUGCGGUGCAGCGGGAAUGCAGUAGCAGAAAUGCAUAUGGACUGUCUUGCUAUGCCGCUAGGGCGGCUGGGUUUGUCGUCUGCGGGUUGAUCCUGCGCAGAGUCGUCUCAUUAUGCUCUAUCUAGGGUGCUUAGGUGCCUGGCUGAAUUGAGAUGGAGCUGAGUCGGCUAAGAGACAAGCUAUGCUCGACCAAAGAUAGUGCUCGAUGUGAGCUACAUUGAACAUGAAUGAAC
Messenger RNA from Aspergillus aculeatinus CBS 121060, 1451 nucleotides. Its product is annotated as tRNA splicing endonuclease subunit SEN34. Gene Ontology annotation, cellular component: tRNA-intron endonuclease complex. The record is from RefSeq and is a predicted model, not a curated record. Gene Ontology annotation, biological process: tRNA splicing, via endonucleolytic cleavage and ligation; tRNA-type intron splice site recognition and cleavage. Gene Ontology annotation, molecular function: nucleic acid binding; tRNA-intron lyase activity. The coding region runs from base 1 to 1002 and encodes 333 amino acids. Lineage: Eukaryota; Fungi; Ascomycota; Eurotiomycetes; Eurotiales; Aspergillaceae. The transcript has a single exon.